CACAGUCUAUCGUUGACCCAUCUGUCGGACAGUUUCGUGAGGAAAACUUUGGAAAAUAUUCCGCGAAAAUGUUCCAAAUCGAAAGUUACAUUUCGGCUCUAUUGGUCCUGUUGCUGCUAAAGGACCUAGGAUUCGCAGAGGCCGAGCUGCACAACAAGCAGCUAACCAUAUUUGCCGAGGCGGGACGCCAGGAGUGCUACCUCCAACCCAUUGCCGCCUCCGAGAACAUACGUAUAGAUUAUCAGGUGAUACACGGCGGCCAUGGCGAGCCGCACAUCAACUUCAACCUAAUGGAUCCGAGCCGACGCCUCCUGAUCACCGAUGUCAAGCAGGAGAAGGGCACACAUCAACUGGUGGCCCGCGAAACGGGCUCCUACAAGCUCUGCUUCGACAACACCAUUAGUUCGUUCAACCAGAAGAUCGUAGCCUUUACUUUGGGCGUGACGGCAGCGGACAGAAAGGAACAGGAACUUAGGAAUCUGCGGAAGGAAAUGCUCACCGAUUAUCAAUUCGAUCUGGCCUAUACCAGCAUUGACAAUUACAUUUCAAAAAUAAGGGUUAACUUUGACAGAUCGCGGCAAACUCAAGACUAUAUACGCACCAUCGAGGCCAGGGACCGCCAUGUGGCUGAAUCCAAUUUCGAGAAGGUCAACAUUUGGUCGGCCGUGCACCUAUUGGCCAUGAUUAUUGUGGGUUGUUUGCAGGUGAUAAUGCUGCGAAGUAUUUUCAGUUUGAACGGGCGGUUUUACAAGUUUUGGAAAUGUUUUUGAACCACAAGGAAAAUCGAUGCGACUUGUUAAUUGUUGAAUAAUUUUAAAGCGGAUAUAAAAAUUGA
Drosophila kikkawai is the source of this 835-nucleotide messenger RNA. Its product is annotated as transmembrane emp24 domain-containing protein 5. NCBI's taxonomy places the organism in Eukaryota, Metazoa, Arthropoda, Insecta, Diptera, Drosophilidae. The record is from RefSeq and is a predicted model, not a curated record. Gene Ontology annotation, biological process: Golgi organization; endoplasmic reticulum to Golgi vesicle-mediated transport; intracellular protein transport. Gene Ontology annotation, cellular component: Golgi apparatus; COPII-coated ER to Golgi transport vesicle; endoplasmic reticulum-Golgi intermediate compartment.